AUGAGCGCCGAGGGUCCAUCCUCGCCCGCGGUCCCCCGAGUGCGCCCCGACCGCCUGGAGCCCGUGCGGAACAAAACUGCCCUCGCCCUGUUGUACGAUGAGGCCUCUGAGAAUGCCUAUGACGUCCGGCUGAGGCUGACAAAGGAGGCACUGACCAUUCAGCAGCAGGACGUGGUCUGCGUGGGUGGAGCCCAUCCGGGUGCCAAUCACAGAACUGUUACACUGCGCAGACAGCCUGUGGGGGGCCUGGGCCUCAGCAUAAAGGGAGGCGCUGAGCACUGCGUUCCUGUUGUCAUUUCAAAAAUAUUCAAAGACCGAGCAGCUGACCGCUCAGGGAUGUUGUUCACAGGCGACGCCGUUCUACAGGUUAAUGGCAUUCACGUAGAACACGCAACCCAUGAAGAGGUGGUGCAUCUCCUGAGAAAUGCAGGGGAUGAGGUCACCAUCACCGUGGAGUACCUCAGGGAGGCACCGUCAUUUCUGAAGCUCCCGCUAGGGUCCCCAGGGCCAUCCAGCAGCCACAGCAGCAGGACGUCCUCACCCUUAUUUGACAGCGGCCUGCAUCUGAACGGACACUGCAGCCACACAGCACUGUCCUUGCCAUCCUCACCCACAGCUGAUGAACCAAAGUACGAGAAGCGCUGGCUGGACACCCUGUCCCUUCCUCUGUCCAUGGCUCGGAUCUCCAGGUACAAAGCCGGCACGGGAAGCCUCAGGUCCCAUGCUUUCGAGGUGCUGGCGCUGGAUGGGGCACGCUCUGGAGUCCUCCAGUUCUCCACGGCCCAGGACUGCGGCGACUGGCUCCGAGCAGUCUCUGCCAACAUCAGCCACCUCAUGUUACAGAGUAUGAAGAUGGCAAAUAAAUGCUGCUCUCCUGGCAACCAGGUGGUGCACAUGGGGUGGGUAAGCGAGAAGCUGCAGGGAGCCGGCUCCCCCCAGGCCCUCGGAUCCAAGUUCCUGGCCCUAAAGGGCUCAUCUGUCUACAUCUUCAGCUCUCCGCCGGUGAGCUCAGCCGAUUGGUUGCGGGCAGAGAGUGUCUAUAACCUCUGUGAGGUGCUAUUUAAAGUUCAUAAGUUCUGGGUGAUGGACGACUACUGGCUGCAGGCCAAUCUCUAUCUGGGGCUGCAGGACUUUGACUUGGAAGACCAGAGGCCAUACUGCUUCAGCCUCCUGGCUGGCCAGGGGAGGAGCCACGUCUUCACAGUGGAGCUGGGCACGGAACUGGCCGUGUGGGAGAAGGCGUUCCAGAGAGCGACAUUCUUAGAGGUGCAGAGGACCGGGUCAAAAACAUACAUGUGCAGCUGGCAGGGAGAAGUGCUGUGCUUCACCGUGGACUUCGCUCUGGGAUUCACCUGCUUCGACAGCAAGACGAAGAAUGUGCUCUGGAGAUUCAAGUUCUCCCAGCUGAAGGGGUCUUCUGACGACGGGAACACUCGAGUAAAGCUCCUAUUUCAGAACCUGGACACCAAGCAAAUCGAGAUGAAGGAGCUGGAGUUCCAGGACCUGCCGGCCGUGCUGCACUGCGUCCACGCCUUCAUGGCCUCCAAAGUGGCCUCCCUGGAUCCCACGUUCCUGGACAGCCACAGCCUCGCCAGAAGAUACGUGCACAGCAGCUAGAGUGGCUCCCGCCGCGUGCUGAAAAUUACAAUUAUUUUCUUAAGACAUGAACAGUUCCUGCACUGCACUGCACCUUUGCGUGAUUUUAUAAUGAGCCCAGAGUUGUGAUACCAAUAAAAUGUGCCACUAGUUUGCA
Octodon degus (degu) is the source of this 1753-nucleotide messenger RNA. It is a transcript of the gene Sntg2, whose product is annotated as syntrophin gamma 2. The transcript is spliced from 17 exons. Gene Ontology annotation, cellular component: dystrophin-associated glycoprotein complex; intracellular anatomical structure. Bases 1 to 1617 code for a protein of 538 amino acids. Gene Ontology annotation, molecular function: structural molecule activity; protein binding. The record is from RefSeq and is a predicted model, not a curated record. Lineage: Eukaryota; Metazoa; Chordata; Mammalia; Rodentia; Octodontidae.